This is a messenger RNA of Saccharomyces eubayanus, 1659 nucleotides long. RefSeq lists its product as uncharacterized. The transcript has a single exon. The coding region runs from base 1 to 1659 and encodes 552 amino acids. Lineage: Eukaryota; Fungi; Ascomycota; Saccharomycetes; Saccharomycetales; Saccharomycetaceae. Gene Ontology annotation, cellular component: membrane. The record is from RefSeq and is a predicted model, not a curated record.
AUGGAGGCGCUUAUUAUGUUUUUAGUGCUUUCCGUAUCCGGAGUGUUCAUGUACAAGUGGUCCUACGAACAGCUCUGGUUCAAAGUGGGCUCUCUAUUUGACAUCAUAUCAACUUCCUCGAGGAAAGAGGCCUAUUCUUUGACAAGCAAAUGGGAAACCAGCCCAAAUGGAAACGCGUCCAAUAUGGGCAAUUUCAUCAAUAAGUUUUACACAGAAUAUUCCUUGCCCUCUCAUAAAGUCCUACAAUCUCUGCGAGUUCUUUUUUCAUUAGCGAUGAUGACAUAUACGGUAACGAUAGAAAUUAUACUAUGGCAAAUCAAGGUAGCUGAUAUGGAAAAGGAAGUCACCUUUAUAACGACUUGGGUGUGGCCCUUGACAGCUAUCAUUCUAUCGUUCAUAUUAAUCUUACUCCAGCCAUUCUUCAUUAUUAUAUCCUUAUUGAAUAAGUUUUACAAUGACAAGUUUGAUAUCGACCGAUUGAUCAUAGUGACAAGUAUCGCUUUGUCAAUUCUUAUUGCAAUUCUAAGCUAUAUCAAUAUCGGGCCAUUUCAAUACACGAGAAAUAUUUUAACCAGAUUGUCCAUAGGAGGUGUCACAGUCAUGGCCGCCCUAUCCGGGCUGGCCACUGUUUCAAGUUUAUACUAUAAUUUUUUGGUUAUAUGGCAUAAGCUACGUAGCACUUCAAUGUCAGACCCCAACUUUAGAAAUAUAAACAACAACAAUAACAGUAAAUCCCUAUUAUGGACAACGGACGCCUACAUAAAAGAAAGAAUUCAAGAUUAUGAGCAUAACAUAGAACAAAAUGUGCAAAUACUAACACGAUUAGAGGACGAGCCAAAUGGAGAAAACUCAACUUUCAAGGCACAGUUGAUGGAAAAGAUUGCUUGGUAUCAAUUAUCGCUGGGGAAAUUAGAGACAUUGCUACAUCAGUCUCCGCAGGUAAGGACUUUCAAAAAAGUCUUUGAGAUUGGUUUUAUCGUAUACUGUCUUCAUAAACUAAUAACAACUUUUCUGAAAAAAAUACCUCACAUCAUAUACCACUCGUUUAAAUAUCCUGAUGACUACGAAUAUGAGAAUUUCAGUGAAAACGCGGCAUCGGACCCUUUAGCAAUCACUAUUGCAAACAUUUUGGACUUUUUAUUCUUUAGAUUCAAUUAUCAACAUGAUCUCGACUCUUUGACAAAACAAAUAUCGUUGUUUUUGUCAAUUUCCCUUUUUCUUUGUUGUCUCUCUGCGGUCAGUACCACCAUCUCAUACGUUGUGACUCUUUUGCCUGUAAAGUUCCAAAUUCUUGCGCUCUUUGCCAUGCAAAAUGAUGAUACUGGUGAUGUACUUCCAGAAUAUGUUGAUAACUCUAAUUAUAAGGGGAAAGGGGGGAGCUCCUCCCACCAACAGAAAGGAAUAUCUUUGAUAAAGAACUUGGUGGUAUCAGAGCUAACUGGUGUUUACGUUUUGGCCACUUCGUUAAUGAUUCGGUCCCAUCUUCCCUUUGAAGUGUCACAAAGGUUGAAGGAACUAUUGGGAGAAAAAUUUACUGUUCCAAACGUUGUUAUAGAUUCCUGGUUUGAUAAGGUCUACGCUUUUGCAUGCAUAUUCACUUUCAUUUGCAUACGGAUUGCAGAGCGGAAGCUUUCUACUAAGAAAGUUAGUGUUGAAUGA